GCACGCCGUUGCGCGCCUUCCUCUGCCCGUGCAGCGGCGGCAGCGCUCCGCUUCCUUCUCGGUCGCCGGCGGGCGGGCCGGGGCAGGCUGCGCGGCAGUUGAGCGGAACGGAGGCGCUGCGCGACGUGGCUGUCGCCGCCCAUCAGCAGGUGACUUUCCUGUUUUUAAUGCAGUAGUGUCAUUACCUGGCUGAAAACUAAACAUGAGAAUAGCAGGUGCUGCAAAGUUGAUAGUAGUCAUAGCGAUAUUUUUAUUGACAUUUUAUGUCAUAUCUCAAGUGUUUGAAAUAAAAAUGGAAGCAAACUUAGGACACAUAUUUGCUAGAUCAGCAUUGGAUGCAGCUGCACGCUCUACGAAACCUCCGAGAUACAAAUGUGGGAUCUCUAAAGCUUGUCCUGAAAAGCAUUUUGCAUUCAAAAUGGCAAGUGGAGCAGCAAAUGUAGUUGGACCUAAAAUUUGCGUAGAAGAUAAUGUAUUAAUGAGUGGAGUUAAAAAUAAUGUCGGCAGAGGAAUAAAUGUGGCCUUGGUCAAUGGUAAAACAGGAGAACCAGUAGACACUAAAUUCUUUGACAUGUGGGGAGGAGAUGUGGCACCAUUUAUUGAAUUUCUCAAAUCCAUACAGGAUGGAACCAUCGUGCUAAUGGGGACAUAUGAUGAUGGUGCAACCAAGCUUAAUGAGGAAGCACGGAAACUGAUUGCUGAACUGGGAAGCACAUCUAUCACUAACCUUGGCUUUAGAGACAAUUGGGUCUUCUGUGGUGGAAAAGGAAUUAAAACUAAAAGUCCUUUUGAGCAGCAUAUAAAGAACAACAAGGACACAAACAAAUAUGAAGGCUGGCCAGAAGUUGUUGAGAUGGAAGGUUGUAUCCCUCAGAAGCAAGACUAAACCUACAGAAAAGGAAAGGAAGAAAAUGCACUUUCUGCUGUUAUUAGGGAGAGGGCUAUGAAGGAGACUGUAUUGUAAAUAAUAUUUUUAAAGCAUGCAGCCAUCCUGUCGGUGUGUGCAUGAGCACUGACAUCUUGAAUAUUGGGAUUAUUUAUUGCUAACACACAUAAAAUCCUUUUUGUAAAUAUGUUCAAAGUAAAAGGAACAUCAAAUAAUUUCUAAACAGAUUUCUUAAAAGCACAGUAUUUAGUUUGCCUAUGGUGAGUAUCUUGUAGACCAACUGGCUAAUAAAUUGCAUAUGCCAAUAAUAAACAGAUCCAGACAAGUGUUGUACUGUGUUCUAACAUUGCUGUGAGAAUGUAACCUUUGUGGAAAAUAUAGAUUUUAGAGAUAAGUUAAUAAAGAGCUUUAAUUUUUUUUUAUCCUCUGCCUUUUUAAUGGCAGCAUCACUUUUUAUUGAAGGUAAUUGGUUAUUCUAAUACCAAGUGCUAAAAAAAAAAAAUUUUGUAGUCUCCCACCAAAAC
Messenger RNA from Lagopus muta (rock ptarmigan), 1410 nucleotides. RefSeq names its product FAM3 metabolism regulating signaling molecule C (gene FAM3C). The transcript has 10 exons. The coding region runs from base 203 to 886 and encodes 227 amino acids. Lineage: Eukaryota; Metazoa; Chordata; Aves; Galliformes; Phasianidae. The record is from RefSeq and is a predicted model, not a curated record.